CUGGAUUAUCCCUCUCGGCACUAUCCCAUUCACGCCCCGAGCCCGUGCAGCGCGUGGUAACCGCGGAGAUCAGCGCGCGAGCGGUGGGAUCAGUUUCACUCCUCGCGCGGGGUGCGCGCCCAGCCGCGGCGCUAGAGGCGGGCGCAGUUUCCCUUCUCAGCGGGAGGCGGCCGCCGCGGCGGGGGUGGUGGGGGGGAGGGACUUGGGUUACCGCUCAAAUCUUGCCCCCGGGGCGCCACCUAGCGGCUCGCGAGCCUCCGCCCCAAAUACCACGUGCGCGGCAGACGCCUGAGCGGGGCUCCCAGGUAGCGGCGGCAGACAGACUUAGACAAAGAACCACAAUGGCAGAGAGACCUAUGUGGGAGCAAGUUGGAACAAGUUUUGUGCAUCUCUAUUACCAGCGUUUUGAUACCAGUAGAGUAGAGCUAAGUGCUCUCUAUACAGAUGCUUCUUGCUUGUCCUGGGAAGGACAGCAAUUCCAAGGAAAAACAGCUAUCAUGGAAAAGCUGAUGAGCCUUCCAUUCCAAAAAAUCCAACACAGCAUAACAUCUCAAGAUCACCAACCAGCGCCUGAUAACUGUAUACUUAGUAUGGUGGUUGGUCAGCUGAAGGCGGAUAAUGACCCAGUGAUGGGGUUCCACCAGCUGUUUAUUCUCAAGAAUAUUAGUGACAAUUGGGUUUGCACCAAUGACAUAUUUAGACUGGCCCUGUACAACUUUGCUUGAAUUUUUCUGUUCUCAAAUGUCUGUUUCUACUACCACUUUCAAAUCUGACACAAAAAUAAAUAAAUUGUUGUUUAAAUUGU
This is a messenger RNA of Dermochelys coriacea (leatherback sea turtle), 805 nucleotides long. Its product is annotated as nuclear transport factor 2-like. The record is from RefSeq and is a predicted model, not a curated record. Bases 342 to 725 code for a protein of 127 amino acids. The transcript has 5 exons. Gene Ontology annotation, cellular component: nuclear pore central transport channel. Lineage: Eukaryota; Metazoa; Chordata; Testudines; Dermochelyidae. Gene Ontology annotation, biological process: protein import into nucleus.